This is a messenger RNA of Lagopus muta (rock ptarmigan), 10769 nucleotides long. It is a transcript of the gene FHL3, whose product is annotated as four and a half LIM domains 3. The coding region runs from base 8722 to 9561 and encodes 279 amino acids. Lineage: Eukaryota; Metazoa; Chordata; Aves; Galliformes; Phasianidae. The transcript has 6 exons. Gene Ontology annotation, biological process: actin cytoskeleton organization. Gene Ontology annotation, molecular function: transcription coregulator activity; actin binding. The record is from RefSeq and is a predicted model, not a curated record. Gene Ontology annotation, cellular component: stress fiber; Z disc; nucleus.
AUGCAUCUUGUACUUGUGGUUAUGUUAAUGAAUUUGUCUCUGUUAUGAGAAUUCAUGGGAAUGUUGGUUUAGCUUAUAGUUAACCUGGAUGGAGAACAUUAGCUGAAGGAGAUGGCACCUGGUUGUGGUUUCUCGUCUUCAUAGUGCAGGCUUUGGUGCUGGUGUCUCUCUGCUUAAUUGGAGUUUCAUACAUUCGUUGUUUCCCUGUUUUGAAAAUCAUAAAUCAGAACACCUACUCUGGGAGCACAGGUAAUACCUCGUCCAGGGUGGCUUUGGAAAUCUACAGUUCUUUAAGCUGUUACAAAUAAGUGACUGUCAAAUUCUGUUCACUUUUGAGAAGCCUUUUCUUGUGUAUUUCCUCAGGAGCAUCCAGUUUCUAAAAACCUGCCUUUGAAACAAAAUAAUAUCUUCCUGGUGUUCACAAAGGUGUUGAAAACUGCCUAAUUUAUUUCCCUAAUUUGCUUUGUCAAAAUGUGGUUUAACUUCCUGAUGUGGCAUCAGCAGGAUGGUAGAGAAAGGGAAGUCUGACUUUUUCUCCCAUCUUAUUUUUGUGCCAUUCUUUUCCUGGGAUGGAAACCACAUGGUUUCCUCCUUCUCUUGCUCUCUUCUUCCUUAGAAGUUUUAAUAGCUCAGAGUUCAGAGCUCUGGUUUCGUUCUUACCAGCUAGGACUGUAAUUUUGUAUACUCUUAAGGCUGGUGACACAGCCCUGCCACAGCUGAAGGCGGGCAGUGCUUGGAAAUACCUCCAGUUCCCCAGCAGGAUGCCCUGGGAACAGUUCCACAGUCCCAGCUGCUGGGGCACCACUGUUGCUCCAUGUUGGAUGUCUCUUGGUGGAAAACCUGGGCAUCUCCCCUGCCUUCAGAAAAGCAUCUGCAGAGCUUGUGUGCUGAGGGCCAGACUGGUUGCUGGGUCUGUAGGAGAGUGGGAGGUCACUGCCGUUCCCUGUGAAGGAUUUGCAGCCAUCUGUAGCACGUCUGCUGUCAGCUCAGUUUCCUGUUUACACUGCAGUUGGUUUGAGAACAGGCUCUGAAGCAGCCACGCUGACUGAGGACACUGCUUCAGCUGGAGGCUCAGAGCUCCAAGGUCCCCAUGGGGAAGGAAGGCAGUUGCCCUCCUCACACGUGUUUUUUUUUCCUAUAGAACACGAGCCUUGUCUGGCUGUAGACAGCGGUCACUGUACUGUAGGUUUCUGAGGGUUGUACACGUUUUGGACCUGGCACCUUCGAGACAGCAAUGAACCUUUAAAUGUCAGACUCAGGAAGAACAUCUCUGUGGGCAGGUUACUGGAAUUCCCAGCGCACCACUUUUGGAAGCACUCGGUAUAGUUCACAGCCAGGACUCGCUCUAUUGCUUGUGCUAUGAGGCAAGAUGCUUUCUGCUGUGUUCCCAGUUGUAGCCUGGCUGAUGCUGUUACACGACCUGCUGUUUUCUGCAGUACUAGCGGGAAAAUGGAACAAAUUGGUUAUUCUUAGUGCUCAAAUGAUUCCUGCUCCCCCUCUCCCAGGAAAGGGACUUUUAUGGUAAUCACAGCAGUGACACGCAAGGUUUUCACAGUGGCCUGCUGGGGUUCUUGCUCGUGUCUGUGGGAUUUUCACUGUGCUUAGCUUGCAUGAGGUCAUGCUUGAAGAACCCUAAUUGCAUCAGUAGCCUCAGGAGAGACACAAGUAUAAACCUUUUUUCCUCUGCCUCACCUUUCAUGUCAGAAAGUUUCCAUAGACAAAUAUAUAUAUUUACAGAAAACUGGGGACUGACUGGCUGCUUGGUCUGAAUGGAAGCCAAGCUUUUUUUACUGGACAAACAGCUUCAUAAUUUCUGGUAAUUGCUCAUAUAAGGAAGUCAUUUCUCCCCUGCUGCUUGGUAUCCCUGGUUGACACUCAUUGCCUGUGCCCACUGCAGAGCACCAGCUUGCUCUGGCACUGCCACUUCUGCUCAGCUUUCCACUCUGGAGUGCAGCUCAUGGCUCCUUGUUCCUUAUAGGGUUUUGACUGUUUCUGCUGAUACAGCUGCAGUUUUGAGACCCUGGUUGGGAAAAUGGGGAGAGAGCAACAUUUUGUCUGUUGGUGCCAUCAGAACAAUUGUAAAUGGAUGAGAACAGAAAGCACCUCUAACAACAGCUACCAGCUGCAGCAAGAAGACCAAUUGUCAGAGGGCAGAAAAACUUUACCAGUAUUAUUUAAUCUUCAGGUUAAUACUGAGAACUUGGGCUUGCUUCAGAAGCCUAGGAUGUUCAGGGGCAAGGGCUGAGAGUUUGGCAAGUGAAGGGAUUCAGCUGCAUGGAUUUGCAGGUUCUGGUGGGGAUGCUGGGUUCAGUCGUGCACUCUGUGCUGUGGGUGCUCAGUAGAGAAGAGGUGCCAUUUAUUGUAAUGACUAAUGUGUCGUUACUGGACUUUAUCCAUUAAUAAGUAACGUGUAUUCAGCAGCAGUCAGAAAGAAAAAUGUUCCAUUCUAGGGAGAUGUAGUUGCUAAGAAAAGCCCUUGUUCUUUGUUUCUCCUUUCCUUUCCGUUUUGCUCUGGCUUUGCCAGGUGUAAAAUACAAUUGUCAGCAGUUUACAGGGAAGGGGGAGUGUCAGCUUUCCUGUUGAAGAAAAUAUCAAGGGUCUGAUUGCAAAAAAAAGGGAAACUGAAGAAUGCCACACGGCUUCCACCUUCCUGUAUUUCAUCCUUGCAGAAUUGCCUCUGCUGUGUGAGUCACUUGGUGUCUGCUGGUGUUUGCUAAACGGAGGACAGUUUUAACAAAUGAUUCUGCCCUUAGUCAAUAGGAACACACUGAUGGGACAGUAUUACUCUAGGAUGAAGCAGGACAAGGACAUUAGGAAUAAGCUAAUAGUCUUAAAAUUCUUAAGAGAGAGUUAUUUGGAAAUAGCUUAGCAUGGAGUCUAAAUAGCAAUGCAAUGAAGAUCCUAAAUUCAUGUUCUUGCUCUUACUCAGCAUCUCUUUGGCUUUCUGUUUUGGCUCUGAAUGUAUCACUGCACAUGAUAACAGGCUUGCAAGUUUGAGACUUAUUUUAUAUAAAGCAUUUUGAGAUUUUCUAAUAAAAAACAAUCCUUAAAUCAGCCACUUUUGAUUAGGGUCAUUGCUGGACAAAAGCUGGGUCAUGUUUAUGCCCAGUCUGCCCAGUGCCUCUCAAGUCUGGGAGCAGAAAUCAGCUUCCAGCACCAUCCAAGGACAUAAUCUUAACUGCUUUCUAGCUGGGUUCUGAGCAUCUAAGCUGUAAGCCAGAGGAAUGUGCUGCAUCCAACCUGAGCUGUUCAUGGCCCCUAAGCUCAUAAAUCCUGUGAGCAGAGAAGCCAGUGCAGGUGACUGGACAGCUGGAGCCAUUCUCUACUCACAGGGAGGAAAGGGACCUCUGAAUAGCUCAAGGAAAUGCUCAGUGUUGAUGGAAUGGCUGCAGAUCUGCUUCCCUAGUGCUUCCUUCACCACAUGUUACGCUUGACCCUGCCAGUACUAAACACCAAUAGGAGGCAAGUCAUCGUCCCCAGCGGCAGAUUAAACUGCUUGGCCAUUGUUAAAGAGUCCAAGAUUUUCCUCUCUCACCCUGGUUAAAUGACUGCUUGGAUGUGCAGCCAAAGUAAACAUGAGCUAAUAAAAAAUGUAGAGAUAGUAGAUAGCUGUUAUGGACUAAACAGUCAUGCUGCAGCACAAAGAUGUGUGGGUUUUGCUUGCUUGUUUUCUCCUUUAGUGUUUGAAGCUCAAUUUACCUGACAAUGAGGUGGUAUAGAUCAAGUAUACCUCCUUUCUCCUGCACAGGAGAACUUUGAAGAAGAAAUUGAUCUCCCAGGAUCCGUGUGGCAGCUCUGGAGCCCUUUCCUGUAUUCUCCAACAGUACGUUUCCUUGUUGACAAGAAAUACAUUGUCAGUGGGUUUUUUACUUUUUCAUCUACACAAAAUAGCACAGCCUGUGAAGGCCAUUGCUGCAAGAUAACAUGUUGAUCAGAAGUCUGGGGUGCUGCAGAGAGGUGGGAUAUCUAGGUGCUAUCACAGCUACUUGAACUUGUGGUAGAGAAAGAGUUUUGGAGAGGGUCAAAAAAACUCAGCGUGAAACAACCAUGCAGUGAUAGGGGUUGGGUUCUCCCUGUAUUCCUGUGAUUCCCAUGGAAUGCUGUAUUCUUUUACAAGAGUUGAAAUUAAUAGCUGGACAGGUAGAAUAAGUGUUUGGACACGCAUCUGCUUCAAGUGCUUGGAUGUUGUUAGCACACGUAAUUGCUUUGUAUCUGAAGCUGACUGAACUGCCCAGGUCCUUGCAGUGUAACUUGCUUUGCUUUCCUUUCUGGGGCUGGUGUGCCUGCUGCUCUACUGGGUCCUGCACUCUGAUCUUCAGCCUCUUCUGGGAUCAGAAGUUUGUAGAGAGAGACCAAGGGCUGAGAGUGCGAUAUGACAUGAAAAGAUUACGGGCUGCUGGGCAAUAAUUACCACAAAUGAUGCAGACAAGUCCAGAUCUAGGAGCAGCUUUUUCCUCUUUCAUCCCAAGCCAAUCGUGGCUCAGGCUGACAGCACACCUGGAAAUGAGGUAAUUGAAUACUCUGCCCACAUUGUUCAGAUUAGCUGGGGCUUGGGCACAAGCAGCACAAUUGUUUUCUGUGCUCCUGGGCAACUUUUGUUCUCCUGCAGCCAGGAAGCCUUACUGCUGCAAUGAGACAAGACAGGAUGAUUCUCUUCCUUUCUUGGGAAAGGCAUUCUUAAGCCACCUGUGGUGUGACUUUCCUGAGCAAUACCCUUUCCAGAUGUGGAGAUCUUGCUGCUAUUGAAGUAUGAGGCGGAAAUACUUCCAGUGCUGCCUGAACAUGUUAUUUAGGUCAGUUGGAAGGAAGGUGGCAACAUGAAUCAGAGAAAGGGUUGGAAGAGGAGGAAGGUCGUUAAGUAGUGCCUUGCCAUCCCCUGCCAGCACAAGAUUUUUCUCUGCUGGUGCAGAAGGACGUUUAGAGAUGCCGUUUGUUGUCUCUGUACUCUCUGCAUACUCCUGUGACUAUGAGUAAGUGGACUGGAAAUGAAAGAGAAGACCUCAGACAAAAGCCUUGCCCUUAUCUCUCUGCAUCAGUAUGUCUCUUUCCUGAUGGAUUAGCUAAUCUCUCUCAGAGAUAGACAGAGCACGGUCUCCUCUUCAUUCCUCUGGAAAACAAGCUGCAUCAGAAUAAUUGCUCUGACUUCAUCCAUUUGGGGUGAAUGAGUCUUCAGAAGAUGCUUUUAUGGAGGCACAGCCAUCCUAUUUUUGUGGCAACUCUUGCUGGUGGAGAGCUGGCAGAAGCAGCUGGGGGGUUUCCCAGCAGGUAAGUGGCCAAAGGGGCAUGAGGGGUAAUGCAGAGCAAAGCUGACAGGGUGGGCUGAAGGGAUGGUGGGAAACCUCCCAGAAACGUCCCAUGUGAGCAGGGCUUUGCUGAGCACCUCGUUUCCCUUUCCCAGAGGAAGCAGCCUGCAUUCACCCGUUGCUCUGUAGAGACCCGUAGGCUAAAACAAAUUAUUCUUACGCAGUAGAAAACACUGGAACCAACCUUAACUGAUGAAGCAAUUUGCCAGCAUUUAGCCUCGAGGUCCCUAGUCCCUCAGGGCUCUCCAGUGCAAUGACUUGAGCUGGUUUCCCAGAAAGAUUCUCUUGGAUAUGUGCUGUUGGCAAUGCUCUGGCUUGUUGCUGGCCUUUUAUUUUUCCAAGAGCCAGCUCUUGUUAGCUUCGUUCUCACAGUAUUGUUUUCUUUCUAGAAGAAGCUUUUGCUGGCUCUUCUAAGCCAUCACAUGGGAAUUGCUUACUAGCUUAGAUUUAUUUUUUUUUCGUUUUGACCCAAAGCUGUGCUUCGCUCCCCUCUGUAACACUGCCAACAUCAUUUCCAGUCUCUUUUAAGCGUAUGUUUUGCAAUAAUAUCUAAACUCUUGGCUCCAAAUAAGUGCCUUACAGAGAGAUCCGUAUCUUUUAACAAAGGAAUUGAGAAGCUAACAGUGAGAACAAAAGCAAUAUCUUGAGAGCCUUUAAGCCUCUGCUGACCUUUCCCAAAGGCCUCGGCUGAGGCUCCUGCAUGUAGCGAGCAGAUGGCAGAAAGCAGGGUGGCCUUUGGUCGGUUUGCACGGUCCUCUGCCCCAUCCCUGCAUUUGCUGGAAAUGUGCACUGCGUAUUGUUGCCAUCUGGGAUCAAGUGUGCUAUUCUUACGGUCUCCAGGGAGCCUUCUCCAGCAGAGCCCAUCUCUGAUGGAAGUCCUCUUUGGCUGACCUUGCACUUGGGCUAGUGUGGAUUUUUGAGAUGUGACAGCAGCAUUCUUCAGAGGAAGACUUGGGAAAUGUCUUGUGGCUGGGAAAGGCCAGUGGGCUGCUUGCUGGCUGAGUUCUCCAGGUAUCCAUCUAGGUACCUGAUUUAAACCAGGCAGCAAUGAGAUCAAUGUUAACAUUUUCAAAUCUUCAGGACAAACAGCCACAGCAAUGCAAAGGCCCUCACCAAACCAACCUCACCAAAUUGCCUUUGCUUUAGCCAGUGGGAAGACUUGGACAUAUAGGAAGCAAGACCAGUCAGGGAAAGUAGCAGCAGAGCUGGAAGUAUUUUCUGUAUCUUCUGACAUUAAGAAGCUUCUCCUUGGUUUGCAUCUGUGCAUGAAAUGGAGGCUGUCUGACCUGCAGAAAUAAGGGUUAAGGUUUAGCAAAUUGGCGUUUCUGGGAGUGAAGUUUCUCUAAUUAGCACAUUGCUCAAUUUGGGUUGCAGGUGAGUUGAGAGAAAAGUUGGAGCCGCUCCAUGUGUUUGUACAGGUUUGUUGGUUAUUUCUGUCCUCAUUUAUGUCUUGCUUUGUAUUGCAGUAAUGUCAUAGGUCUGGAGGUUGUGUAUUUCAAUUAAAUUUGCGCAAAAUGCCUUUGGGGCAGUUUCAGCUUGGGAAUCUUUGUUGUUGUCCUUGUAAAUGUAAAACCUGACGUACCAGACUAAAAUAAUGCAAUCAGGAUGGAUUUUCUGUAAAUAUUUCCUAAUCCCUCUGAAUUGACAUUCUUAAAACUUGUGCUCAGCUGCCAUCUGUCGCACAGGCAGAAUGAGGGAUCCGAGUGGGAUGAAUAAGAGCCCUUGGCAGUGCUAUUUACACAAGUUGGAGCUGAGCUGUGUUCAGGAUGUCCUGACCUGCCCAAGUUGCUGCUCGUCCAUUCGCACCAGCUGCUGCUGUGUCUGGCACAAUUUCCUGCAUUGCUUUUUAAAGGCUUCUAUAUGCAGGGACAGAGAGGGAAGAAAAAAAAGAAGACGAAACAUAACAGAAGAUGAGAAGAUUCACAUACUCCAUAAAGCUCCUUUCCCAAUGUUGCACGCUGUGGAGCAGCCUCUCCCUCCAAGCUCACUGCCAUGUUGUUCUGAGGGUUUUACCUUUGCACAAGGGAGCCUUUUCCUGUGUGUUCUCCAUCCUUAGGCAGGUUGGAUGGCCAAGCUACAAGAGAUGGGAAAGAAUUGGGCACAGAGACCCCCAUUGCUUCCUGAUGGGAGGCUUCAUGGGACUGCAUGAAGGGUCUGCUCUUAAGAGGAGCUGAGCUGACGUGAAACAAAUGGUGCUCCUGGAACUGAUAUACAAGCUGCCAAAUGCAGAAACAAAGCAAGAGCAGAACCAAAAUCCUUCCUGCCCUCUGCUCUGAGGCUCAGCUCAGCAGUUUGCUGUGGAACAGCCCUGCCCGCAUGGUGAUCCCUGGAGCAUUUUAUUGUGGGGAGGCUACAUCUGUUUGUGCUGUUUCUUGUAAUGUGUGCUCAGAAACCCGCAUUGCUUCCAAACCCCGGUGCUCCGUGUCUGUCUGCAUUGAUGGAUGGCCGACCACUGAACCCCCAGCAUCCAUUCGCCUUCUGCUCCAACCCAGCCUCACUGAAAAGUCUUGCUCCUUCCUCAGCCCUUGGAGCCCUCCAGCUGUGCUCUGCUUGGAGCCCAUCCGAGGCUCUUUUUGCCACGUCUCCCAGCAGAACCAGUGGGACGAUCCCAGGAGGCUCUUCUGGAAGUCUGUCCCUUUGUCCCUGGGUUCUGGGACGCCAGCCUUGUGCUUGCUGGCCCCAGGGCCUCACUCAGCCACGCUCGGAAGGGAUCAUAGCAGAGUUAGACCUGGCAGAUGGAGGCCUGUUACCUCACCCCACAAAAAUGCUUUGUUAUUGAGAAAAUGGAAACUGUCUGAGGUUUGGGAGCUGAAUGGAGUCAUUGGUGUCUGUUUUAACCACAGUUUGGUGGUGGCUGCUGAAAGUUCCCCUUGCUGAGCAUUCCCUUUUCCUACACCCAUAAUCUUGAAGUCAUCAGAGAGCUGCAGCGAUUUAACCAUUAGCUGAACAAACGCUGAAUGCUGCUGCGUGCUCUGCAGAAACUUCACUAAAGCAGAAACUUCACUGAAGCCUCAGCAUCUUCCAGCAGAAGUAAAAUGAGUGGCUAAUAAAUAACCCUUUACAAACUGUUGCCCAGAAAGGUGAUCCCUGUGAGUACGAAGCCAAAUUCAACUUCCUUUUAUGAUCUCAGCAGUGCCCCUUGUUUACUUGAUUUAUUUUUAAAACGCUGCACUAAGAUUAGGCAGGAGCUUUUUGGGGGGAAAAGGCACACAGACAUUGGAGUUCUGUACCAUGGGUAUCUGAAUCCCAGCUCAGAAGAGAAAUUUCAUCUUGUCAAUGUGGGUUUUUUUAAGAUUUCAAUGCUGGGAACUUGGGAACAUAGGAGAAAGAAUACAACUAAGGGUUCAACUAUUAGCAAGCUGGUUUUCCUAUUGCUCUGCGUGAUUCGGCAGGUGAAGGUGGCCCUCAGACCGGCACCAUGACCGAGUGCUUCGACUGCGACAACUGCAAGGAGUCCUUGUAUGGGCGCAAGUACAUCCAGAUGGACAAUGGCCCCUACUGCAUCCCCUGCUACGAUGCCCACUUUGCCAAUACAUGUGAUGAGUGCAAGGAGCUGAUCGGCCACGACUGCAGGGAGCUGUACUAUGAGGAUCGCCACUACCACGAGCACUGCUUCCGCUGCUUCCGCUGUGACCGCUCGCUGGCUGACGAACCCUUCACCUGCCAGGACGAGGAGCUGCUGUGCAAUGACUGCUACUGCAAUGAGUUCUCCUCCAAGUGCAUCGCCUGUGAGAAGACAGUCAUGCCAGGAUCCCGCAAGCUGGAGUACAAUGGACAAACCUGGCAUGAGCACUGUUUCAUAUGCAGCAGCUGCCAGCAGCCCAUCGGGUCACGAUCCUUCAUCCCAGACAAGAAGGAUUAUUACUGUGUCCCUUGUUACGAGAGCAAGUUUGCUCCUCGCUGCACUCGCUGCAAAAAGACCCUGACCAAGGGAGGAGUGACCUACCGGGACGAGCCGUGGCACAAGGAGUGUUUUGUCUGCACAGGCUGCAUGACCCCCCUGGCUGGCCAGCAGUUCACCUCCCAGGAUGACAACCCCUACUGCAUCAAGUGCUUUGGGAACCUCUAUGCCAAGAAGUGCAGUGCCUGCACAAAGCCCAUCACAGGCUUCGGUGGUGGUAAAUAUAUCUCCUUUGAGGAUCGUCACUGGCACCAUAACUGCUUUAACUGUGCCCGCUGUGACACCUCGCUGGUCGGGAAAGGCUUUAUCCCUGACAAUGAUGAGAUCCUGUGCCGCGACUGCAGCAACGACCUAUGAGCCUUGGAGGACACUGUGGGGCAGGGGCUUUCUCUAUUCUUCACAGUCUUUGUGCCAGUUAGCCCUGGCAGCAUUGCAGGGGCAGGGCACAAAGCAUAGGAGAUGAGGGCUGACCCCUAACCACUGUGUGUUCAGGAGGUUCCCGUGCCCCUCCUUGAAGGCUAGAGUAUGCUACACUGUGGCUCUGUGCAGAGCCAAAGCUAAAUAAAGUUGAAAAGGAGCUUCAAGAUCCCCAUUAUUUACUCUUUCCUUUUGCUUACUGUCUGACUGGGCAUGAGCUGAGCAAAGGGCAGCAGCAGCAGCUUCAGUGCAGGGCUGCUGGAUCUGCAUGCUGGCAGCACGCAUUCGCUCCCCUGGGCACGGUGCUCAUCCUUCUUCUUUUUUCCCUGCUCUGCGUGCUGCAGGGCAGCAACUCCUGCUCUGGUCUUGGCGGUGUUCACAGUGGAUGGCUUUGCAGCCCAGCAUUGCACAACCUGUGCAUGUGGGGCUCUCUGCUCUAUUCGGUAGGCUUGGGGACACCAGGCUGGAGCGGGAGCACGUGUCACCACCAUGGGAUUCCUGCAGCCACUCUGCCACCUAUGUGCUGCACCCUUUGCUCAGCGUGGCUCUGCGACAGAGCUCAGGCACUUGCAGGGCUGUAGCGCUGCCCCAAAAACCCCCUGCCUGUCCUUAACUGUUAACAACGAGGGGUCUAAAGGCUCACACGAGCCUUGCCCAGUGGCUUGGCUGGCCCUGCCCCCCCAGAGCUCCUCUGCAGAGGGAGCUUGUGCUUCUGCCUAGUCUGCAUCCCCCUUGCUUCGCCCUGCAUGGGGCCCUUCCCCCAGCCCUGCUUUCCUGCUUAACCCGUGCUUCUCUGAAGGCAUCUUCUUGUGAUGUUUAUUCGUUUUUGGUUUUGUUUUGUUUCUUUUUUCCUUUUUUUGUAUUCUUUUGUCAUGAUUAUCUGUUAUUCUGUAACCAGCUGUGGGAUGAAGGGACUCUCCUGCCUGCCCAGGAUUCAGUAGGAGCAGAAAAAAUUAUGCAUGUUGAAGUGUUAUUAACUCUGUAUUCAGAUCCUGCUUGAACCCUCGUUUGAAAGCUUUGAUGCAGGCAAAUCAGAGUUUGUGUGUUUGCUAUUCUGAGGCGCUUGGAGCAGUCUCUAGAAGGAAGUGUCCUGAAUGUCAGCCCCUUGUAUGUUUCCUAAGGCUUUAUAUAAUAAACUGUUUUAGUGA